This is a messenger RNA of Thamnophis elegans (Western terrestrial garter snake), 3281 nucleotides long. RefSeq names its product sodium-dependent phosphate transport protein 2B-like. Bases 221 to 2236 code for a protein of 671 amino acids. Gene Ontology annotation, cellular component: brush border; apical plasma membrane; vesicle. The transcript is spliced from 13 exons. Gene Ontology annotation, molecular function: sodium:phosphate symporter activity. Gene Ontology annotation, biological process: intracellular phosphate ion homeostasis; sodium-dependent phosphate transport. The record is from RefSeq and is a predicted model, not a curated record. Lineage: Eukaryota; Metazoa; Chordata; Lepidosauria; Squamata; Natricidae.
CGGGGGUGGAAAAAGAAAGGAAGGAAGGAAAGGAGAAAAAAAGAGAGAGAAGCUAAGGGAUUAUUAAACUGCAGGUAGGCUGUGCCUUGACAGCUAUUUAGGAAUGUGAGCCGGCGAAAAGCAGACUUUGCCCAAUACCUGUUGUCUAUAUAUAUAUAUAUAUUGUAGCUCCAGCAGGAGACCUGUUGGAAACCUUCAUUGGACACGGAAGGAACAGGACAUGGCUCCGUGGCCUGAGCUGGAAGACGCAGAGACCAAUAAAUAUAUUGAAGACCCUUCCUCAAAACCCCAGAAGAUCAUGUCUGACAAACAGGGGAAAGAGACCAAAGACGGGGUCAUUUCCAUGGGAAACCAGGUGGAGCUUCUGCCUGCAUAUUCCACCAUUGCUUUGACUGCUGCAUCCGAAGAGGAAGAAGAAGAUCCGUGGAAGCUACCAGAACUUCAGGAUACCGGAGUCAAAUGGUCAGAGCUCGAUGGAAAACACAAAGUCCUUUAUGUUUUGCGAGGCGCCGUGAAAUUUAUUCUUCUGCUCGGAUUGCUUUACUUUUUCGUUUGCUCCUUGGACGUGCUCAGCUCUGCCUUCCAGUUAGUUGGAGGCAAAGCAGCAGGGGACAUUUUCAAGGAUGGUUCCGUCUUAUCAAAUCCCGUCGCCGGCCUCGUCAUCGGCGUUCUGGUGACAGUGAUGGUGCAAAGUUCCAGCACGUCCUCCUCUAUCAUUGUCAGCAUGGUGUCUUCUUCACUGUUGAGCGUUAAGCAUGCUAUCCCCAUCAUAAUGGGAGCCAAUAUUGGGACUUCGGUGACAAACACUAUUGUGGCACUGAUGCAAGCUGGAGAUAGGAAUGAAUUUCGAAGGGCCUUUGCGGGGGCCACUGUCCACGAUUUCUUUAACUGGCUCUCCGUGUUUGUCCUGUUGCCCAUCGAAGUGGCCUCUCAGUAUCUCUACCGCCUGACCAGCCUUAUCGUGGACUCCUUUCAGCUGGAAAGUGGGGAAAACGCCCCCGAAUUGCUGAAAGUCAUCACGGAUCCCUUCACAAAACUCAUCAUCCAGCUCGAUAAAUCAGUCAUAAAUGCAAUCGCGACGGGAGAUGAAUCAGCGAAGAAUAAAAGCCUGGUGAAAAAUUGGUGCAAAACAACCAAGAAUGUGGUUGAAAUGAAUACGACCGUCCCAGGACCCGAAAACUGCACGGGGCUUUGCUGGACCAGCGGAAAUAUGACCUGGACCCUCAAAAACGUGACGGAAACCCAGAAUCUUGAGAAAUGCAAGCACAUUUUUGUAGGAUCUCAGCUGCAGGAUCUGGCCGUGGGUCUCAUCCUGCUCGCGCUCUCGUUGCUCGUGCUCUGCACUUGCCUGGUGUUGAUCGUCAAACUCCUGAACUCGGUGCUUAAAGGACAAGUCGCGAAUGUCAUCAAGAAAACGCUCAAUACUGAUUUCCCCUUCCCGUUUUCUUGGGUAACUGGUUAUCUGGCUAUGCUGGUAGGAGCUGGGAUGACCUUCAUUGUUCAAAGCAGUUCGGUCUUCACCUCGGCUAUCACUCCACUUGUUGGAAUCGGGGUUAUAAGUAUAGAACGGGCCUACCCCCUAACUUUGGGGUCAAAUAUUGGGACAACGACAACAGCCAUUCUAGCCGCAUUGGCCAGCCCGGGAAACCGACUGAAAUACUCCUUACAGAUCGCGCUGUGCCAUUUCUUUUUCAAUAUCUCAGGGAUCAUCCUUUGGUACCCGGUUCCUUUUAUGCGUAUCCCCAUCCGCUUGUCAAAAGGUCUGGGGAAUAUCACCGCCAAGUACCGAUGGUUCGCCAUUUUCUACCUCCUCACCUGCUUCUUCCUGAUCCCGUUGGCCGUGUUCGGCCUUUCGGUGGCCGGUUGGCCCUACCUGGUGGGCGUGGCUGUCCCCGUCUUCUUGGCCUUGAUCUUCGUGCUCACCGUCCACCUCCUGCAGAAGAAGAAGCCACACCUGCUCCCGGAGAAGCUGCGGAGCUGGGAUUUCCUUCCCCGGUGGAUGCAUUCCUUGCGGCCCUGGGAUGAUGCCAUAACCGCCGCGGGCGGCGCCUGUGGCAGGUAUUGCUGCUGCUGCUGCAAACGUUGUCGAAACAAGGAGGCUGACCCGAGCGAGGAAACCAAGGACACGAAAGCGUUGGAAGUUCACGAGAACCCCGUAUCGCUGGCCGACGAAGAGAACUGUCUUUCCAAGGCCGCGAAAGCAGAGAAAGCAGACUUGAGCACCACGGCGUUGUAGCAGAGAGGGGGACGUUGAGGCCCAAGGACGGAACGUUUGAGGGGCCUGCCUAGAGGGGGAAACGGGGAACGCGGGGCCAGUGACGUGCGCUCAGUGAGAAGAUUCAACCAGGGAUGGGCAACCACAAUUGUCAAGAACCCUUAAGUCGUGUCUGAAUCUCAAGACACACAUUCAAAUCACCGGUAAGGUUAAGGCUUUACCUCACACCUGCUCACGUCAUGGAAAAAGCAAAGUCCUCUACUUGUCUCCACACUAAGGAGACUCCCUGUGGACAAGUACUCCACUUGGUUUUUUUAAGAGAUUUAUGAGUCAACAGUGCUUCUGCCCAUCACUGCUAAGGCUCUCUCAUUUGCAGUCCUGUAGAAGUCCGAUCUACUCCGCGUUCUCAGCAUCAGUAGACCCACAAGUAGGACAUCUGGCCAUGGGCUAUAUCGUAUAGUAGCUCACUAGCUGAAUCAGGUUUUCAGCAAGAGCUUUAAAACCAUAUCCCCUCAAUCCCAUGUUUUGGAGAGUUCAGGCCUACGCCAUUGUAACAUAAUGUAAUAUAGUGUGUACCACACAGAUCCGUUCAACCAAAUCAAUUUUCUAAAACCGUGAAUAAGUGCCGGUUGAGGUGUGUAUUUAAGAAAUUAUCUCUCUCUAUAUAUAUAUAUAUAUAUUUAGUACUGUAGGUUCUGUGGUUUGUGCAAUUUAUGACCUUUCUAAAGCACUUGUCCUUUUUUCCCGGCCUAAAUUAUUUGAAGGCUGAUUUGAGAGAACAAUCGUCAAAAGAAUUGAACUGCUAUAUCUCCAUAGGAUAUGCAGGAACGCCGUUUUUGAUUAGUGGACACAAGAUAGUGAGGAAGAAGAGCGCAGGGGUGGGUUCCUGUACCGGUUGGCACUGGUUCACUUCAUGCGUGCUUUGCACGCAUGCGCUGCUUGGUCCACCCGUGCACCCGCGGCACAUUGCUUGCGCAAGCUCGGUUGAGUGAAAAUUGCUCUGCGCAUGCGCAGAAACAUGCCAGCAACAGCAAAAGAGAGCAGGGAACCGGUUCAGGGGUGUGGC